AUGGCCACCGAGCAAGUCCCCAUCAACGGCAACUACGCUCCGCACUCUGGCUACAAUGGCUUAGAGCAGCACCCCAACAGCUACGCCUACAGCGCCAACGGCAGCUCAUCUUCACAAGCCACCGUCACUCAAGCAGCCCCUGCCUCGUCCACACCCGCCGCCGCUACCUCCGCGUCCUCCGCUGCUCCCAACCAACAAGACGUCUCGAAAGAUGAGGUUGGCUGGUUCUUCGUCGAGCAAUACUACACCACCCUGAGCCGCAGCCCCGAGAAGCUCUACCUCUUCUACAGCAAGCGCUCACAGCAUGUGUCGGGUCAGGAGACGGACAAGGUGUCUGUCUGCGUUGGUCAGAGAGCCAUCCAUGACCGGAUAAAGGAGCAUGAUUUCCAGGACUGCAAAGUGCGCGUGACCAACGUCGACUCGCAGGCUUCCGACAACAACAUCGUCAUCCAGGUCAUUGGCGAGAUCUCCAACAAGUCGCAGCCGCAUAAGAAGUUCACGCAGACCUUCGUCCUCGCCCCGCAAGUCAAGGGUUACUUCGUGCUGAACGACGUCUUCCGCUAUCUCAUCGAAGAAGAGGACGAGCCUGAGCAGGUCGACACCAGCGCAGAAGAGGUGCAGCAGGCCCCAGCGGUCCCCACGGGUGGCUACCAAGAGCCAGCACCAACUGCCUCAGAGACGCCUGCUCAGCCCGAAGGGUUGACAAGCUCGACUGACCCAGCUGCCGUUGAGCACGAUGCUCAGCAGGUCGACAAGGAGAUUGAGAGCAAGGUCGCGGCCGACGAAGCUGCCGAGUCCACCGAGCCGAAGGUCAACGGCCACGCGACUGCUGAGGAGGAAGUCAAGGAAGCAGAAGACGCGCCAGCUGUUGCUCCCGCUCCCGUUGACGAGCCUGUGGCCACUGAGGAUGUGCCAUCAGCCGCUCCCGAGCCAGUUGCCCAGCCUGAGAAGCCUGCCGCACCCGCCCCAACUCCUUCACCGCCUAAGCAAGCCCCAGCCCAGCCCGCCGCGCCGCCAAAGCCAGCAGCGCCAAAGACAUGGGCAUCUCUCGCAGCAUCUGCCAACCGCGUCGCAACACCAGCCACUCCCUCUUCAGCAUCUUCGUCUACCUCUCAAAGCAAGCCGACGCCGAAACCAGCUCCUGCAGCCCAACCGGCCGCUGCCGCUGCACCGACACCGCAACCUCCCGCACCAGCUCAAGCCGCCCAGCGUGAGGCUUCACCCGCACAGGGUAGCGACGAGUGGACGGCAGUUGGCAGCAGCCACAACCGCAACCAGUCUCGUCAGGCCAACGCUCAGCCUGAGGGACCACAGCACCGCGGCUACAUCAAGAACGUGCACGAAGGCGUUGAUAGGAACGCGCUGAGGGCACGUCUGGAGACUUUCGGGGAGCUGCUCUGGUUCGACGUUGCGGACCACAAGAACUGCGCCUUCGUGGACUUCAAGACUCUCGAAGGCUACAACGCUGCCAUUGCGGCGAACCCACACGUCAUCAGCGAUGAGAACUUGUACGUCGAGAAGCGCAAGUUCCUUCCUGGCGCCACCGCCUACAACGGUCGUGGUCGUGGCCGCGGAGGUGUUGGUCAGGGACCACCACGUGGAGGCUUCCAGGGUCGUGGCGGGUACCAGGGACCGAGGGGUGGACGUGGUGGUGGGCCAGGCGGCGCUCCUCGUGGACGUGGCAGCUCGAUCGCUACCUAG
Messenger RNA from Saxophila tyrrhenica, 1701 nucleotides. RefSeq lists its product as uncharacterized. Gene Ontology annotation, cellular component: ribonucleoprotein complex; Ubp3-Bre5 deubiquitination complex; cytosol. Bases 1 to 1701 code for a protein of 566 amino acids. The transcript has 2 exons. Gene Ontology annotation, molecular function: mRNA binding. The record is from RefSeq and is a predicted model, not a curated record. Gene Ontology annotation, biological process: protein deubiquitination; ribophagy. NCBI's taxonomy places the organism in Eukaryota, Fungi, Ascomycota, Dothideomycetes, Mycosphaerellales, Extremaceae.